GGACACUCUAGGGCCAAAGUCUGGCGUCCAAAUCCCUGACUUUCUGUCACAUGUCAUGCAAAGAUCUAUGUCCGUAUGCGUCUCGUGUGGGAUAGGGAAAUGACUGGCUGCAAAGUCCGCAACAGGACUUGAUUCCAUGUGAUCCUUCAAGGCUGCCAGUUUCAAGACUCUGGUAAUGUGAUAUUCUACUGCGCGAUGGCUGUUCGAACGUUCAAGCGUCCAUCCAAGUCUUGAGAUCUCACACUUGAUCACGGUGAGGUUGAUGAAAAUGGAAGUGAUGAAAAAGUAUUCCACAGACCUGGAAAUGACAUAGCGACGUGGACUCCGAUUGAUUCCAGGCCAUCCCGUUGGUCUAGGCAAAACAUGCAGUCCGGCCGCACUAGUGUGGGCGCAAGAUUCGCACGUGCACCAAAUGUUUGUUUGUGUAACAAUAUUUUCACCCGCCGAGCACUUUACAUAAACUUGUCCCACAAUAUUGGCAUAGGAUGGUACCAGUAUAACAACUUAAAAGCAAGUGCUUCGACGGUCAUCAUGCUCUCCUCAAUUGUGCUCUUCGCAAGUCUCGUUAACCUUGUGUCUAGUGCGGCUGUGAAUAAUAUACGACCCCUAGUAAUAUGGCACGGAAUGGGUGACACCUACGCAUCUCCUGGUAUGGACAGCUUUCAGAGUGAAGUCAAGGAAAUGUACCCCGGCAUAUUCGUCCACUCCAUCUACAUCGAUGAAGACCCAAAUGUAGACCAGCGUGCAGGUUUUUAUGGCAAUGUGAAUCAACAAAUCGUGCAAGUUGCCCAGCAGCUCGCUGAGAUACCCGAACUAAGCCGCGGUUUCGAUGCCAUAGGAUUCUCACAAGGAGGUCAAUUCCUUCGUGGCUACGUGGAGCGCAAUAACAGCCCGCCGGUGCAUAACUUGAUCACCUUUGGGUCACAACACAUGGGUGUAUCAAGUUUACCAGCCUGCAACACGUGGGAUCUACUUUGCCGGGUCGCACGUCGAGCAGCAAAUAGGGGUGUGUAUAGUGAAUGGGCACAGGAUAAUCUUGUUCAGGCUCAGUAUUUCAGAGACCCGCACCGGCUCUCGCAAUACAUGGAGUCAGGGAGCUUUCUACCGGACAUCAACAAUGAAGUCUUGCUCCCGUCUUCUCGCAAUCUAUCAUAUGCAGAUAACCUUGCCUCGCUAAAUAAGCUUGUCCUUGUUCUCUUCCUCCAAGACAAAACUGUAGUCCCAAAGGAGAGCGCUUGGUUCGGCUCCGAGCAACCUAUUGAAGACAUCACUAUGGACCAAGCAUCUGGAUCCCAUCAGACGCCGAUGUUCGGUGGAGUGAACACCAAAGACAUCAUCCCGAUGCAUCUACAAAACCUUUACAAAGAAGACUGGAUAGGCCUUCGACAGCUUGACGAACGCGGACGUAUUGACUUUGUGGCAUGUCAGGGAGAGCAUAUGCACAUCGGUGAUUGCUGGAAAGAUUUGGUGGCUGAGUGGGUGGGAGGAUCUCUGGGCGCGGAUUGAGGUACAUCCUGACAGGAUGCCGCAUGCGCCACACUGACAUUACACAGUCUGUACACUGCCAGCGCUUGUUCGGCGCGCCACUAUUGAUUGGGUCUUGUUCUAUGUGAAACAGACACUGCGUCACGAUUUGUCCCACUAGUAGUUGUUCACAUCAUGUCGCAGUACUCAAAAAUAUCAAUAUUUUAUAUAAGUGUCA
Suillus plorans is the source of this 1702-nucleotide messenger RNA. RefSeq names its product palmitoyl-protein thioesterase. The record is from RefSeq and is a predicted model, not a curated record. Gene Ontology annotation, molecular function: palmitoyl hydrolase activity; thiolester hydrolase activity. The transcript is spliced from 3 exons. Bases 364 to 1506 code for a protein of 380 amino acids. Gene Ontology annotation, cellular component: lysosome. NCBI's taxonomy places the organism in Eukaryota, Fungi, Basidiomycota, Agaricomycetes, Boletales, Suillaceae.